AGGGAGAUUUGACCAAUAGUGUGCCAUGGAGGCAGGCAUCGACCAAUAAGCGGAGAGAAGGAAGUCUAACCCGGAAGCUGAAAAUCCGAGAUGCGGGGAGUGGUAGCGCCUGGUGUUGACAAAAUUGUCGAAAACAUCGGAAGGUUGCCCCCAGACAUUUUCGCAGAAACAUGUCAGCAGAUUUUAAAUCAGCUUCAGGGACAGACCCAAGGAGUCGAUGUAGCUGAAAUCAGUGACCGAUUUCAAAAAGCUGGAGUUAUAUUGGACCUGGAAGAUGCCGAGGACAUUAUUAAACUGCUCUCAUUUAAUUUCAGAUUAGCAGCAAAGAACAAUUUGACUGCAGAGCAGUUGGUCACGAAGCUCGAUCAGAGUAGCAGUGGCUGGCCGAAAUGUGCCUUGCAGACUGUACGUAACAUGUGGAGUGAACAGGGUGCUGUCAUCCGGACCCAUCAAGAGGCCCAGGUCAUGAUGAGCGUGGGCCAGCUGGUGGAUGUGAAAUGGAAGCUGGGGAUGGCAGUCAGUUCAGAUAACUGCCGCUCCCUCAACUCUCCGUACGUGUCGCUGUUGUUGAAAGUCGCUGACACGUCAGGGCAGAUAACCCACAAAUCUUUUGAAAUGACAGUUCCACAGUUCCAGAACUUCUUCAGACAAUUUAAGGAAAUAGCAACAGUUUUAGAAACUGUGUGAAGCUAAAAAGAAUGUUUGGUUAUUUCUGACAUUGUUAUACCUACAAAUGUAAAUGAGACUUGGACAUUUGUUUCACUUAAGUUACCCAUAUAAAUUCAUAAAUGACCCUGUAAUUCACAAGCUCUUCUGUAACAUUUUUUUUAACAUUCCACACAUUGCUAUAAACAAAGAAAUGUUUACUGAGAAAGCAGCCCUGUUAAAUACCAAAACCUUCAGUACUGUGGGUACAUUCUUUCCUCGAAUUAGUAUAACAUUAAACAUGAUUGUGUAUCA
Messenger RNA from Brienomyrus brachyistius, 960 nucleotides. It is a transcript of the gene commd6, whose product is annotated as COMM domain containing 6. The record is from RefSeq and is a predicted model, not a curated record. The transcript has 7 exons. Bases 91 to 687 code for a protein of 198 amino acids. Gene Ontology annotation, molecular function: NF-kappaB binding. NCBI's taxonomy places the organism in Eukaryota, Metazoa, Chordata, Actinopteri, Osteoglossiformes, Mormyridae.